UCCCCCUAAUCAAGGGGCUGGUUUGGUUCUUCCGAACCUCAGCCUCGUUACUCCGAACCACCCAGGUGUAGACCGCCCGCCCUAUAAAUAUGCGCCUUGCUCCCUCACGUAUCGCACGCUUAAUGGUCCAAACCAACGUUCUGUAAUCAUAACGACUGUACAACGCUCAGAUAUUUUCUUCGCUCAAGCUUAAAUAGGUAAAACGAGAGUCUGUUCAGACAGAUGGCACUAGUUUCAGGAGGAAGGUCAACAUUAAACCCUGAUGCCCCUCUCUUUAUCCCUGCUGCUUAUCGUCGAGUGGAGGAUUUCUCCCCAGAAUGGUGGCAACUGGUUACCACUUCGACAUGGUACCGGGAUUAUUGGAUGAGUCAACAUCAGGAUGAGGAAGGUUUCUAUGACAAUGCUGAGGAUGAUGGCUUUGAUGGUAAUGAUGUAGCUGAUUUGCUGCCAGAUACAUUUGAUUUUGAUGCUGGUGAAUAUUUCUCUAGUUUGGAAGUGCAAGUUCAGGAGUUUGCGGAAGCUUAUGACGCUGAAGGAGAACGCAGAUCAUCUCCUUCCAAUGAGAUGAAACAAAACGGAUUUGAGAUUGAAGCUGAGGAACCCAAGAGAUAUGUAAGCUUGUCGAAAACUUUGGAGGAAACAGCUCCAGGAGACAAGAAUGUUAAUCCAAAAUGAUGCAUUGAUAGCCUUCUGAAUGGGCCAGUUUAUCCCUUCUCAUCUGAGUAGACUAGUGUAGGUUCUGCUUUCUGUAAGUUCUUGUACAGAGCAAGGUUGCAACUUGUCACUCCUUGUUCAUUCCCAUGUCUUUGUUUUCAGUUAACUAAAGUAACCCAGAAAAUGUAAAAAGGGAAAUGUAAAAUUUUAGCAAGAGAGAAAAUAUCUAUAUAUGUUUCUUUUGCAUCA
This is a messenger RNA of Manihot esculenta (cassava), 903 nucleotides long. Its product is annotated as protein EARLY RESPONSIVE TO DEHYDRATION 15. NCBI's taxonomy places the organism in Eukaryota, Viridiplantae, Streptophyta, Magnoliopsida, Malpighiales, Euphorbiaceae. The transcript has 3 exons. Bases 223 to 675 code for a protein of 150 amino acids. The record is from RefSeq and is a predicted model, not a curated record.